CCCGCUCCUUGUUGCAUCAGAUUAUUAUUCGAAUAAAUAGUAUCAUUAGUCUCGUUGAUUGAAUACGUAACACUAAGUAAGCAGGGCUAGCUUUUAUGGUUGUUCAUUCUUGUUUUUCCCAUAAACAAUCUUAGUGAAACACAUUUCUAGACAUCAUUCAUCAUGUAUGUGCUUGCGAGAAGAGCUGCCUUGGUGUCUCGUACCGCUAUUUUCUUAAAUAACCAAUGGACGAUAGCCAGCCCAUUAUCCAGUCUAUUGCAAGGUACUACAACUUCAUUUCUACCAUCCAAUCCCAUUCAGACUAACGCUGCAAGCAGAAAUGUCGAUCCUACUGACAAAAAGUUCAAUAGUGCCCCUGCUGCUGAAAACAUGCACGAAGACUACGUUCCCAAAUUUCUUUACGACGAAUUGCUGAUCAAAUAUGGAAAAUUGACCGAUGCAAAAAACGAGCUUGAUUUGAUAAAAUAUCCAAUCAAACUGCGAUCGGAAAUGGAGUGGUAUGAAAAUAUGAUAGCAUCAGGAUUCGUUGCGGAUGAGACAAAAUUGCAAGGUUUUAAAGAUGAUGGAGCUAGAAGAGUUCAAAGUCGCUAUCUCAAAUGGGUGUUUACCUAUUAUGAAUCAAAACCAUGUUUCGGUAAAUGAAUUGAAGAAAUUUCUCUCGACUCCAAAAGAAGUGAAUGAUUUCUGUUUUGCAAUGGGUGAUAUAGGAAAUGAUUUGAACGAUUAUUUUGUACACGAUUUAAAAUUUUUCUUUGACGAGAAAAUACCUCCAUUUGAAGGUACUAUAAAGCCGGAGUACCGUAAAUUUAUAAAUGUAUUAUUGCGUAAAACCCCUAAAACUGUAUAAUUUUAAUCAAGUAUUUUGUUGUAUGUACUUGGAAUGUAAACUUUUUUUGUUUUACAAUCAACCUAAAGAUGUACCUAAUAAAGUUGUCGUUCAAUUUCUAAUGUUGAUAAGUUGUUCUAAAUAAGUGUAGAAGUUCUUUACCAAGUAUGAAAAUUGAGUUUAUUUGUAUUGUAGUAAGUAUAACUAAACAAGAAAAUGUGAUGUUUUUACUAUAAGGUUAUGAAUAAAUUUAAAUAAAAUUUAAGUAUUUCAAUUAUUAAAAUUUUAAAAUAUAUUACACAGUAAACAUGUAUUCUACUAUUUCGUCCAAAAGCCAA
Molecule: messenger RNA, 1164 nt
Organism: Planococcus citri (citrus mealybug)
Lineage: Eukaryota; Metazoa; Arthropoda; Insecta; Hemiptera; Pseudococcidae
Exons: 5
Coding region: 163-642 (159 amino acids)
Source: RefSeq, a predicted model, not a curated record